Molecule: messenger RNA, 1051 nt
Organism: Sorghum bicolor (sorghum)
Lineage: Eukaryota; Viridiplantae; Streptophyta; Magnoliopsida; Poales; Poaceae
Product: histone H1
Exons: 2
Coding region: 16-792 (258 amino acids)
Biological process (GO): chromosome condensation; nucleosome assembly; negative regulation of DNA recombination
Cellular component (GO): nucleus; nucleosome
Molecular function (GO): structural constituent of chromatin; double-stranded DNA binding; nucleosomal DNA binding
Source: RefSeq, a predicted model, not a curated record
UAUAAAUCGCGCGCCAUGGACCAGCAGCGGCUAGUCAAGCCAGUGCGAGUAGGAGCAUCCGCUUGCGUCAGCAGCACACUUGAAAGGGAGAGUGGAGUGAGUGAUCUUUGGUUUCUGAUCAUGGCCACCGUGACUGAGGAAGUUGCUCCGGCCGUCGCCCAGGAGCCGGCGCCGGAGGAGGCGAAGGGGGUUAUGGAGACGCCGGAGAAGGUGGAGGAGGGGAAGAAGCCCGAGGAGGGGGUUGAGGGGAAGAAGGCCGCCGCCGAGAAGGAGAAGAAGGCGAGGAAGCCCCGGAGCAGGAAGCCCAAGUCCGCCGGACCGCACCACCCGCCCUACUUCGAGAUGAUCAAGGAGGCGAUCCUGUCGCAGGACGUCGGCAAGGUCGGGGCGAGCCCGUACGCGAUCGCCAAGCACAUCGGAGAGAAGCACCGGGACGUGCUCCCGCCCAACUACCGCAAGGUGCUGGCCGUGCAGCUCCGCGGGUUCGCCGCCAAGGGCCGCCUCGUGAAGGUCAAGGCCUCGUUCAAGCUCGCCGCAUCCGAGGAGAAGAAGGCCGCCGCCGCCUCCGCGGCCGCCAAGACGAAGAAGACGCCGCCGGCCAAGCGCAAGAGGGCCGCCGCGCCGGCCAAGAAGAAGCCGGCGGUUGCCGCGGCGGCGCCGCCCAGGGAGGCACGGAAGGCGCGCGCGAAGCGGGCGAGGAAGGUGGCCCCGGCGCCCGUGCAGCCGAAGCCCAAGGCCGCCCGCGCCGCCGCCGGCGGCGGCGGCAAGAAGGCCAACAAGGCCAGCGCCUGAUAAGCAACCGACCAACCGUCCUUAUCCGCGCGCGCACGCCGCCGUGUAUGUACUAGCUGGUAGUGGUAGUAGUAGGAAGUAGUAGCAGCAGCGUGGCACUCGUGUGCUGUCGUCGUCUCCGCCGGCUCGAUCGAUCGGGCGCUCUGUUCUGCUCCGCCGUUUGUGUGUGGCUGGCAGAGUGUUGUAAAUACCCGGACCCGUAUCCAGUGUGGUGUGAUCUGUGAUGGCAAUAAAGCGCGCGCUUUGAGCUUCCUGUGAU